AUGGAGAAAGGCAGACUGUGCAGCAACUUGAAGCACCAUAGCAUUAGCAGAAGCAUGAAAGAAGUGAAUGACAAGAUAACAUAUUCAUGGGAUUUUGCCAGUGAUGACUGCAAUAAAGGAGGAGAUUUACAGGGUCAAUUUUCAGGACCACCAAGAUUUUAUACUUGCAGCUUUUGCAAGAGAGAACUUAGAUCUGCUCAAGCUCUUGGUGGUCAUAUGAAUGUUCAUAGGAGAGAUAGAGCCAGAUUAAGAGUGUCUCCACCAAGGGAUAAUGCUCAGUAUUCAUUUCUAAACCUUAAUCUUGAACGAAACCGUAAUCAAAAUUUGAACCCUAAUCCUUAUGAAAAUAUGAACCCCAACCCUAGCAUUUCAACCUCAUUUACAUUGGCGAAAUUCCCACCUUUUAAUUCCAAAUUACCUCAAAUAUUUCCUCCCUUUCUGCCUUCAUGUUUUUAUGCUACUUCCACAGAAAAGAGACGGGGUAAAGAUUCCGUUCCAGUAAAUCAUUCGAGGCCAUUAAUAAAAAAUUUGGGAAAGUGUGAUGGUUGUAUUGUGUUUUGA
Molecule: messenger RNA, 561 nt
Organism: Olea europaea var. sylvestris
Lineage: Eukaryota; Viridiplantae; Streptophyta; Magnoliopsida; Lamiales; Oleaceae
Product: transcriptional regulator SUPERMAN-like
Exons: 2
Coding region: 1-561 (186 amino acids)
Source: RefSeq, a predicted model, not a curated record